UAUUGCUGCCAUGUACACUUCCCCGGCUAGUUUCUGAAAGCUUUUGUGAGAGGCUUGAGUGAAAGAAGAGAGUUGGGUCGGCGGGUUGAUCAGCGAUCGGUGAUCAUGUCCACAAGGAGAUCAAGAACCUCUCAGUUCACAGAAGAUGAGAUCAAUAACCUCAUCUUCAAGUUACAGGCUCUGCUUCCUCAGCUUGAGCAAAGGAGAAACAAUGGAAGGGUAGUAGCCCCAUCAAAGAUUUUGAAGGAAACAUGCAGUUACAUUCGGAGGCUACACAGAGAGAUGGAUGAGCUGAGCGAAAGACUGACCUCGCUGUUGGAUAAUAUGGAGAUAUCUAGUGUCGAUGCCCAACUUCUUAGAACUGUUCUUCUACAAUAAACCCUUCGUCUUUGCUUCUCUCUCUCUCU
Messenger RNA from Rhodamnia argentea, 407 nucleotides. RefSeq names its product transcription factor ILI4-like. Bases 106 to 378 code for a protein of 90 amino acids. The record is from RefSeq and is a predicted model, not a curated record. Gene Ontology annotation, molecular function: protein dimerization activity. NCBI's taxonomy places the organism in Eukaryota, Viridiplantae, Streptophyta, Magnoliopsida, Myrtales, Myrtaceae. The transcript has 2 exons.